AGUCUAUGUUUCACAUCAAGCUAUGCAAAAAGGUGUAGUACAAUCCCUAAAUCUCUCGAAAGCGAAAAGGACUGUUCCUCACUCGGCCUGAAGGCUGAAAAUAUUCAAGGCAGAGAAAACGUUGUUUUAUUUUGGACACAAUUUGUUUCGGAUAUUUUCUACUACACGUGUACAGAGACUGCUUUAAGCCAAAUUUGUACGCGGGCAGCUGUCUGAGCGAAGCGUGCGUUUGAAUUUGGUUUCCUUGUUUUUUGUAAUCUAAAUUUUGUCUUAAUGCCUCCUCUUCUUUUGGGACCAAGACCGACUCAGUCGAAAGUUGGAUGUGUGAAUCGAUCCUCAGAUAUGAGCAGUGGAAAAUGGAAGAGUGUCUCGUCAACUGAACUUGCUCAAAGCAUUGAUAAUGGUGGAGCGGGUAAUUCGGCAGAAAUUCUUAUUGUUGACUGUAGAUCGCUAGUAGCUUUUAACGGACUACACAUAAGAGGAGCUAUCCAUGUGAAUUGCACUGGAAUAGGGCGUAAGCGACUUUCACAAGGCAAGGCUAAACUAAAAGACUUGAUUUCUUCAGCUGAGGGCAAAGAGAAGUUUAUCCGUGGUGGAGUGGGAACAACCUUUGUUAUCUACGAUGAGUUGUCAAGUGAUCCCGAAGAUUGCAAUCCGUGUCGUCCGAUUUGCUUAGUUUUACAAAAUCUUUUAAAAGAAGGGAGAAAUAUUUCGGUGCUAAAAGGUAAGUCCUGCUCAUGACACUUUCUGUUGUUUUUAUAUUUUCUUAGUGUGAUUUGUGUUUAACCGUAGUGCUUAAGAGUUUUAGUUCUCCGCGCUUUUAUGUCAAUGGCAGUCAACAGAAAUAGGCUCGCGCUGGGACGAUUUUUCAACCCUGACGCAGUUUCCGAUUUUGUCUGGAGUCACUGUUUUGGUUUCAAGAGACGCGACCUUCGUUAUUUUUAUGAUAUUGGUAGCGAGCUAUGUCAUCUCCGCUGUUGAAAUUUGUGUGCAUGCGAUCAUUCAACCGCGGUAGAUGAGUGGUCACGGCAAGAACUCUUGUGACGCAGAUUUGGGCUUCUGUGAGUGGUCAAAUACCGAAACAGCUUUUCUCUUCAGCGCUCGUAUUCUGUGGCCUUUCUUUGUUUAUCUGAACAGGAAAUAGGGCCACUGACGUUGGCAUUUUCUCGGCAUGAACUCUCGGGGAGACACGAAGCAAUUUCUUUGUUUAAAAAGAAAACGAAAACUUUUUUAUUUUGGAUCAAAAUACCAGAUGAUAGGGGAACGCAAGAGCUUAAAUAUUCCGAAUGGAAAGUUGCUUAGUACGGCAAUAUUGUUCAGUGCGGUUUUCCUUUGAUUCAUUAAGAGAAAUAUAUCUCAGCAUAUCCUGUUUGAUCUUAUUUAUGGCGAUCGGCGAAAUCUAAUCCAAGAUCAAGAAAACAUAGGGAAAACACCUCAGUUCGUCUGAAAGAUGCUUUUGUUUUGUCAUGCAACGCUACUUACGAAAGAACUCUGAUUGCAAUCUAAUCCCGAAUUCGUGGUAUGCCUAGCGUGGUUUAAAGCUAGGUGCUGAUGACCUAGCGUAAAAGCUAUGAAAAGAAUUAGCAUGGGCAUUAAAGAUUAUGCUGCAGUGAGUUUUGACAAUUUUCACCUUCAUUGAGUCACUGGAAUACGUAUUAUGGCAUUUAAAACUUCUCAAAUAUUUUAAUUGCUGCAGUUUUAAAAAUCUUGUAUGGACAUGAAAUCAAGCUUUUUUGAAGUUAGUAAAUGCAUAGCAUUCUUAAUAUACUCCGAAAGAGUAAUGGAUUAUGAAAAAAUUAAUUUCGUUUUACUUCUUGUCAGUUUGUAUUUUAGGCAACUGUACUCAACUACUUUUAUUUCUGAUGAUCUGUGUUUUGUUUUCUCACAAAGAAUUCAAGUGUUUGCAAAUUAACUUUGACUACUUCAUAAAUAGAAAUGAUCAAAUGAAGGGUUGGUAAAUAUGUUGAAAUGUCCAUAGUUGGCAUUUACAUUAUGGACCUAAUACUGAUAUUGUGUUCCUAAUUAGUUGCGCAAUAUUCAGUAAAAAACUAUUUAUUGACUAGUGUUUCUUAUUAUAUAAGAUAUUUUCUGUUUUGGUCAAGAGAGGUUCCUAACAGAAAGAGACCUUUGUAAAAUAGCUCAUUUCUGCCUUGUCAUGUUUAUUGAUCCAAAUUUAUUAGUUUCUUUCUAUUUCCUGUCUUCAAAUUUCCUUGUUCCUUACAGUUUUUAUGCUGAAUCAUGCUUAGUUCAGCAAGUUCAUGUUAUGUAAUCAAUUUUAUAUUUUCAAGAUACAAUUCUUGUUACUGUGAUUCAUGAACUUUUUUGAUAGAAUUUGGAAGAAUUUAUAUCUUAAGAAAAAUUUAAAACUGAGCUUUAUGCUUCAUUAAGAGUCAAUAUUGCGUUAGGAAAUUUUCUGAUGAUUAAUUACUCAGAAAGCUCUUGUAUUGUAAAUGCGGUACGGCAUAUUAAGUCCUUCUUUUUUUCUCUUUAAUGUUUACCCUCUAAGCUGCUGAUUUGACUUUUCUGCCAUUAUAUCACAAUUGGAAGGAAAUGAUUACUUAGUGUGAUCAGUUAAUUGUUUCAUACACAAAAUUUAACAGAUUUCAGUUUCAUUAUAGCACAGGUCUAAGUCAAGCAUGAAUUAAAUUAGAAAGAUGAUAUUUUGACAUUUUCCUCUCUUUUAGACUUCUAAAUCUCUCAUUUUGAUUUAUACAAAUGCUUUUCUUUAAAUUUAAAUUUAUUCCCAGAGAUGUUAAGGUUGAUCUCACAGAAAAAUCAUUAGGUGUCUGAAAGCUCUUGUCUCAAAAUUCUGAGUUACCAAGUUUUAUAAGUUGCUUCAUGACAACAGUUAGUGACCUCUGGUAUUUAUGCUCUUCUUUUAAACUCUGUUGUGAAACUGAGAAGGCAUCUAGCUCUCGAUGUACUAAACUUCCUUUUUUCCAGUGAGAUUGUUGACCAGACUGAUAAUAUCUUGAGCUUAAAAAGUUUCAAGGUCUUCUGUUUUCUACGCUUUGCGAGGAUUCAUCCAAAAAUAUUUACAUCUGUGGUAGUACCAUGGUCAUUGAACUGGAAACAAUAUUGAAUUUAAGUGACUUAAGAGGUCACUAAACCUAUGUAGAAAAAAAAAGGUAAUACCUGUUGUUAGAUUCAGAAAUUUUUGAGUAACCAAUUUUUUAGCUUUGUUUAUAUAAUUUGAAGUCUAAAUUUCUUUUUCAAAAAUGUGCCAAAAUGUUUCAAAGUCAAAACUACUUUUGUCUUAGAUUGAGGUUUCAUUUAUUAUUAACUGAUGUUCCUCAACGGAUUACGGUUGACUCUUGUAAUUGGUUGAAGGGUCACUUAAUUUCCUUCAUUGUCUCCUCUUAUUUCAACUGACCCAUAAAAUUUGCAGGUUCUGUGGUAAUGAAGUUAGUGUGUUGUUGAGUCACACUUGUUAUGAACUGCUUUCUAAUCAGGCAAAUUUAGAGUCAUAAAGAGUUUUACAGAAGUAAAACAAGCAUUGGGCAAAGUGUAUUGGGACUCUUGAGGAGUUUCCUAUUUGGAAUUUGUGUCAGGGUUUGCAUAGACCUUGAUAUGAUGCAAGGGGGUGAUAAUUCUCUUAUCAUGCCCCCAUAUUGUCCUGGUCGAUGCGGACCACUGAAGGGCAGUUUAUCACAUCAGCACUGACUUCACCUUUUUGAUAUUUCACCAUCAAUAAAGUGGACUUAUGUGGUUCAUUUGUGUCAGUAGUCUAAGUUUGCUGGGUUCAUUAAGUCAACUGAAAGCCCAGAAUUUGAGCAAGGAGCCAUUGGUGUUUGAGAUGCCUUGUAGGAUUCUUUCCUUAGCACCCUUGAAUUUACCACUAAAGAAAUCUUUUGGUGAGUUUUUGUACCAAAAAGAGUACCUUUGUUGCAUAAUUCAAAUCGAUCGAGCCAAAAGUGACCAAAUAUUUUUUUACUCCAAUGUAAAGUUUUUCAUGUAUAACCUGAUUACUAGUUAUUUUAUAAAUAAGGUUUAUGAUAUAUUGUAUAAUUGAAACUUGUGUCAAAUCUGUCUUUAGGAAUAAGUAACUGUUUUUACUUUUCAGUGCAAGAAGUUUUUGACAUUUUCUAUUCCAAAUGAAAUUUUCUUAAGGAGCUACCAAUCUCUACAGGUUUUGUGCUAAGAAACCGCUAAUACUUGGGAAAAUUGUUAGAAAAGUAAUUACUUGUUUUCAAAGGAAAUUCACUUUCCAAGAGAUAAUUUAAUUAAAAGCAAUUGUUUGAAAAAAAAAAAGUUUUAAUUGUCAACAGCCGUGCAUUGGUCGUGUAAAUUUGUGUGGUAACUUCAAUUGGAGUCAUGUUAUAAAAAUUUUCUAGAAUUAAUGUUUUGUGACCUAUAUUUGACUAUCCUUUCUGGACUUUCGGUUUGUUCAUGUUGCUGAAACAGACAGUAAAUGAAAGGUCAGCCGGCCUGUACAUGGUUUGUCGAGAGGGUCGGUUUAAGGAUCAAAGAUUGACGCGCUCUCCAACUGAGGGUCAUACGCAGUUUGUUUUCAAAAAGAAUGCUCGGGUUUUUGUAACCAAGUAAAAGUGCCAAGCUUUCUAACGUCUGAGACCUUAAGACGGCGGGGUCGAGACAGAAAUGCAAGAGGUAAUUUUUUAGCAAGAAGUUUACCGAGUAGAAAACUACUUCUAGGGUAAAUUUAAUGUUAUGAUAAAAUUGUUUUGAUUGUAAUUGUUGAAAAUUACCGGGUACUUGUGUUUAUUUUUUUUUGUUUAAAAAACGCGAUAUUUUUUAUAAAACUAUUUAAUUCGUCAGGUUAUGAUUUACUUGUUUUGUUUGUAAAUGAUAGCUAUCACAAUUUUUCUAGUUAUUGGAGUUGAUGUGAUGAGGAUCUUGGUGUUUCGUCCCCUGCUAUAUUCAGUACAUGCGUUCAGUAUUUCAGGAAGUUUUCUUGAUCGCAAAACAAGUGAUUUCGUAGCUAAGAUGCUUCCGAUAGGAUUUAAGAGUUGUGUCGAUUUUCUUUUAACAUAUAUUAUGUAAUAUUAUUUUUUUGUUAAUCUUUGCCAUGUUUUGCUGUUUUGCUGUUUUGCGGCAGCUACUAUGUGACAAUAGAAACGGUUAUUUUUUAUGUUUCCUGUUUUUUUGUCCGCAAGUUUUCGCCGUAGGGUCGCGAGGUGAAUUUGAUUGAAUAUUUGCUAAGUUUUGCCGGUGUCGUCAAAAUUUGGUAUCUUUUGCUUUGAGUUUGCUGUUAAGGGAAUGAAAAUGCUUUUCAGAGGAAAUUCUGCCUGGUCCACAGAACCAGCAUGGUUUCAAGACGUCAAAUCAAGACGUUAGGCGAACAUUUGGAUGGCUUUGCUCUCGUCGCUUGCCAGUCACUGUCAAUAACCACUCGUCUUUACUAGAGUUUUUCUGUAAUUCUUCCCCUUUUUGUUAUUUUCUCUUUGGUCAUCCAUCGCUAGAAUGUUUUACAAACACGAAUGGUUCAACUUGAAGCGGGCUUCCGUCUUGUCGUUUGUGCAGUGAUAAUUGAAAAAGCUAACCACAGGUGUUUAUGGCAAUGGACCACCAGUGCGUAACCCUGGAAAAUAAUAAACCAAGCAACAAAGUCUGUAAUUGUUAAGUCAUAAUUAAGUAAUACCUGCACUUUUCGUCUUCUCAAUGACCUAAUGGCGCUUUUCUUCCUUACGUAUGUUUGGUUUUUGUAAUUUUAUCCGUCUUUGGACGAAUCCGGCUAGCAUCAGAGCUGCAUUGAAAGCAAAGAAGCGAAAUAUGACCGCGCGCUGUUGUGAAACACGAAGCCUUUUGCAACGACGCCGCUCGCACCUAACGGGUAAACACAAAGCUUGUCUUUAUAACACUGCAUUCGUUUUUGAAAUUACGGGUGGCGUGAUCAAAGUCAAUAGCUUCGAGCCGUGGUUCCAUUUCGGCAGCGACCACUUGACUGCAAGAUUUCCACAACACAAUCGCUUUUUGUGGGGAAAAACUUCGCAAAGCAGGCAGAUAUGGCUCGUUUUGGUGUGCUAUACAGCUUCGCUCGCGCUAACUAUUCAACUUGGCAAACUGCUUUCCGACUUGACAGUUCCACUUCCGUCUUGAUCAACGGAAUGCGAAAGCCUUAAAUCGCAGGACGUAUUUCGUGAAAUUUUUCUGCGUGGGUUAAAUUUUGCGUUGGAUUUUUAUUGCGUUCUAUUCUCUACUGCUGUCUUUGAAUGGUCACAUUUGGAAGACUAGCCGGGGACUGAACAAACUCUCUUCCGGUUCACCCUUGCGUCAAAUUUGUCAAAUCGACAUCCGGUCACAUUUGUUUGGUACCCGCUGAUUGGGAAGUUUCAGGACAGGGUCAUGUUCUGCUCUGCUUUAUGACAGUGGCGUGCUUUUCAUACCAAAAAAAAGGACACCUUUAUAUGUUCCAGAAGUAUUUCCAAUCCAUUUGUUUUUUUUUUUGUAAAGAUCGUUCUGAUGGACACAUUUUCAAGAUGCACGGAUUACUCACUAUUAUGGCAAUUUAGUCAUGAGAAUGUUGAUGCUACAUUUGACAACACUGACCAUGUUUUUUAACGUUUUUUAAUGAAGUAAUUGUUAGGUAUCGUCGAUUAUGUUCGACCUUUGACUUUUACUCAAAAAUCUUUGUGGAGUCGUGGCAGUUAAUUCCUCUGAUGGUGACCUUUUUCCUUUCCUUUUUCUUCAGGUGGGCUUAAAGAAUUCUGCAGAGAUUAUCAAAACUUGUGCGAAAACGCUCCUGUCAACCAUUGUGACGUCGCCGACUUCCCGCCUUCGCCGACGACAUGCGGUUCGUGCCCAGGUCGCCCCCAAGGAACUCCUGUGACGGCCAUCUUACCUUACCUGUAUCUUGGCAACGAAGAAGGCGCGGCUGAUGAAACCCUAAUUGAUAGGUUGUCAAUUAAGUACAUCCUUAAUUUGACUCCUCGAUGUCCUAAUUUUUUCAGUCACAGAUCGGAUCUUAAUUAUAGGCAGAUUAAAGUAAACGACUCGAACCAGGAGGAUAUAGCACAGCAUUUCGACGAAGCUAUUCAGUUUAUUGGUAAGUUGCUCGGAAAAAAGUUCUUCUGAAAGCCUCCAGGUGGGAGCGCAAGUAACACGCAUACGGGAGAUCCCAUGUGGCGCGCGUAAGUGAGAGGGAGGUCAUUCGCGCUGAUCUCUCGCUUUUGCGUGCUGGUCGUAGUCAAUCACGCCCGGUCAAGGUCUUUGACGAGUGUGAAGUCCUGGAAACGACCACUGUUGAGUUAGAUAGUUCUGUGCCUUGACCAACUGAAGACACAAUUGCAAGUUCUCAAUUUUCCGGCCAUUGCACCAGAGAAAUGCCUCUCGUGCGCUGAAAGUGGGCAAGUUUUCAGAUAGCAGAAGUGUUCAAACCUUUGGUAUCAUUAGCCGGAAGAGCUCUUUAAAAAGAAGGCUGUUUGUUUCAUCUUCAUUAGCUGGUGUUGGUAGUGCGACAAUGACACAUCAAGGUAUAUGUCACGAUAAGUCGAACUUUCGCCUGAAGACAAAAUGUCACCAAAAGCCAAAAUUUACCGUAAGUCAGAAUUUCACUUGGAGUCAGGAUAUCAUGAUGGGUAAACGAAGUCACGCCGAAUUCACAUGUUACGAUAAGUCAAAAAGUCAAAAAUGUCACAACGUUAAAAUGUGACUAUGCCGCACCAAGUGAAAGGGGCACAAUGAGGCAAAACAUCCCUAAAAGUCCAACUGCCUGCCAAGUCAAGUAUGACAUCAGCCAAUCUAACUUCUUUUCAUUUUUUGUUUCCUUCACAGACGAAGCCCGAGAACGCGGCAGCGGUGUUCUUGUGCACUGUCAUGCCGGUGUGUCACGCUCAGCCACCGUGACAGUGGCUUACAUCAUGAAGCAGCAAGGUCUGUGCUUGGGAGACGCAUAUAAAUUUGUCAAAGAGCUUAGGCCGGUGAUCUCACCAAACCUCAACUUCAUGGGGCAGCUGCUGAAGUAUGAGAAGAAAAAGAGAAACGGCGAGAGUUCUCAAGGAAAAUGUUAGUUUGAAGGGAAGGGGUUAGUAUGGGGGUAUGCCGAGAAAAGGUAUGGAACCAACACACUUGACUCGUCUGUGUUGUCUUCCAGGCCUCCUGGGUAUUUGGUAUCCGUGAGGAAGAUGAGAACUAGGGAGAACUCGUAGAAUCCUCAUCUCCUGUGUAUGAAUUUGUAUAUAGGAUAUAAAUAGUAAUAUCAAUAACAGUGAUAGUAACUAAAAAUGACUAUGUCGAUCGUAAGGGAACAGUAAUUAUCAAUAUCAUUGGAUUAGAAACGUGAAAAAAGUGAAAUUCCCUAUUCUUUUUAUUUCGAUGUAUGUGUGUUAGGUUUGUAGGAUGUCUUUAUUUGUCUCAUUUUUAAAUUCAUCUCAAGUAGAACUUAUAAAAAAUCGCGAUGAGAAUUCCCUUCUGGAUAUUUUUGAAAGACAUCGGAAGUCAUCGUGGACUUUCCGUUAAAACGAGUUCUCGACGUUAUCAUGUAUAAGUGAAGUACAGCACUGUAGAUCAAAAACCUUGUGCCAUUUCAGUGGUGAAGAGUUUCAACAUCGCUUAAUAGUUUUAGCAAGCUUUUUCAUAACCAUUUGCCGUAAUUUUCACGUUUCUUUCCCAGAUAAAUCGUGUUUCGACUCCAUUUAUAGUAAUACUGAGUACUGUGUACUUGAGAACCUGUAUACAUUAAUUUUAUGGAUCUGGAAAAAAAAUUGCCACGUAUAAAUUAUAGAUAGGUUUAAAUGAAUUUAUGACAGCGGGAGGAGACAUCGUACCAAAACAUAUUUUGGAGAAGUUGUCAGGAUCAGGGAAUAUUUUAAAUGUUAUUUGGAGGGUGAAGAUGACUCGAGCGCUGCUUGAUCCUGGUGCUGUACACUCAUAGAAGGAGUCUGUGAGAUGACGUUACAGCGUGACAAGGUAAGGUGAGGUUAGGACGACUUCUUAACCCUUUAACUCCCAGAUCAAAUUGUAAUUCUCCUUACUGUCAACCAUACAAUUCUUAUACUGUUAGUUCAGAGAAUUUAGUAUUGUAUCAACUAAUUAUUCCCAAAUUGAUAUCUGUCUUUAUUCUCAUCACUUAUCUGGUUGAUGUUGUAUUGAUAUUGUAAGGAGAAAUUCUGUUUUGGUCACUCGUGGGAGUUAAAGGGUUGACUACUUGAAACGGAAGGUGGUGGGGUUAUGUGUUAAACAGUGGAAGUGGUAUAUUAUCGGUUAACACUACAGAAAGUAGUUACUUAAAUUAUAUUCACGCUGCUAAAGCUUGAAGUCUUUGAAAGCAAUUAUUUAUAAAGACAUGAUUUCUUUGUGGUAGGUAAAUUUGACCUUCUCGUUAAACGGGCAGACACGUGCAUCAGUGUGUGUGUGUGUGUGUGAGUGUUUGAGUGACGGACAAUAACUUGUAUUUAUAUCAAUUGAGAGAUGCUUUUUUGUAAAUGUUUGAAAUCUUGGUAAAGGCGUUGCGUUACGGAGAGUGCGCCACAGAGUGACACUCUUUUCCAUCGCGUAAGCUCUUGUUGAAAUUUUUCUCCCGUUGCUUUGACCAUCAAACAUUCGCUGUUUUAGUGAGGGCAACUCGAUUCCAGUUUUAGGUUGUUCAAAAUUAGAUCUACAGCUCUUCCCUCAGGUUAGUGAUUUCUGAACUCCUGAACAACUGGACUAAGAAGCUUGCGAUUUCAUAUUUGCAAAGUAACUGUUCAUUUUCAAUAUUACUGUGUAGAAAGAAUGUUACCUUUCAUUUUAAUAGUUUUCUUUAAUAGAAACCCGAACACCGACGAACAUCCAAGGAACAUCCCAACCAAGAGUUGGAAUUUCCGGAGAUGAUCGUCAAGACUCAUACUUCUUCGUAAGUUACUCGUGUCUGUUCAAACAUUAUUUUAGUUCUAGCUUGUAGACGCAGACGAAAAUAAGUUGGUGAAUAAAUUUAGACGCAUGCUCAGACGAAACCAUAGUCUUGAAAAUGUCAGGUUGAUAUUUUGUAAUAAAUCAGUUAAUUUAUAGUAGGUCAUUUACAGCUAUAAAAGACGUUGAUUUUUGCAAUAAAAUGUAUCGAAUUUC
Molecule: messenger RNA, 10002 nt
Organism: Pocillopora meandrina
Lineage: Eukaryota; Metazoa; Cnidaria; Anthozoa; Scleractinia; Pocilloporidae
Source: the annotation of a GenBank genome assembly